This is a messenger RNA of Xylaria bambusicola, 1412 nucleotides long. RefSeq names its product BTB/POZ protein. Gene Ontology annotation, molecular function: protein-macromolecule adaptor activity. The coding region runs from base 408 to 737 and encodes 109 amino acids. The record is from RefSeq and is a predicted model, not a curated record. The transcript has 4 exons. Lineage: Eukaryota; Fungi; Ascomycota; Sordariomycetes; Xylariales; Xylariaceae. Gene Ontology annotation, cellular component: elongin complex. Gene Ontology annotation, biological process: ubiquitin-dependent protein catabolic process.
GACCAGAUAGGUACCGGUACAUUGUACAUUGGGUAGGUAGGUACCUACUUGCCCCGACCUGACAGCCGCCACAUGAUUUCAUUUCAUUCCCUUCGUAGUGCUCACGAGACGCUUGUUCAUUGCCUGUUAGUUUUCUAUCAUCACUUUGGUCUGACAAUCAGGUGAAGAGUAAUCGAUUCGAUCCAUCUUGAGCAUAAGUGGUCCGUGCUCAGUGUAAACUCAACUUGGCCUGUUGAUGCGGUCUGGAUGCUCUGUACGCUAACCUCGAUCCACUCUCACGCCAAAUUUUCUCCCACUCCAUAAAUACGCGACCAGUCAUUCACUGCCCUUUCGACACGUACAUACAUCACCGCAUCUUCGACUCAUGCACAGACAGCUUGACAGCCAGACAGACAAAUAGCUCUACCAUGGCCGAGUCCAAUGCCCCUGCGCCCAGCAAGUACGUAACUCUGGCCUCGGGCGAUGGCUACGAGUUCGUCGUGCUGCGCGAGGCUGUCCUGGUAAGCUCAGCCAUCAAGGGAAUGCUGGACCCAAAGAGUCAAUUCAGCGAGGCACGUACAGGUCGAUGCUACUUCGAGGAGAUUAAUGGUGUCAUUCUUGAAAAAGUGGCCGAGUACUGCCAGUAUUGGUACAAGUACAAGGAGAGUCCAAAUGUUCCUGAUAUGGAUGUUCCUGUCGAACUCUGUCUUGAACUUCUGCAAGCUGCAGACUUCCUCGGAUUAGAUCGGCCAUCAUAAUCUUACCACUCUCAGCACGCGUUGGCCCUCUAGUCCAUCUAGAUGUAGAUCUCCGCGGCGUUUGCGGCAAAGGAGUAAUCAUAGUGCCUUUGAUACCACAAUGCAAUGCUGUAAUCAAACCAGCUGAAGGGAGGAGGGAUUGUGUACAGGCCUCAUUCAAACGCUGAGUCAUCUCACCUCAACGUACUUCCUCAACAUAGUCCAACUUGUCCCCAUACCGUAAGAGGAGACAAGAAAAAGGUAAUCUUCAGCUUGCUUGGGCUAGAUUGCAUCUAAUCAUUCUCAUUUUCUUCUACUCCAUCUUAGCAUAUGCGUUCAACUCCUCGCUCUCCCUUGGGUUGAACGUCUAAUAUCGAUGGUAGAUUGACAAUUUCUAUUGAUUCCCCCGUCACUCUGCGUGACUUGUGCUAUUUCUCCGUCGAGAUCAUGCUUUUUAGGAGGGGAGACAUUUCCAUAUCAGAGAUAAGAGAUUUAAUCGAAUAUGAUCAACCCAGUUUAUGUCUGUACAAUAGUAUCUAGUAAUACAUAGCAAUGAAUUUUGCCGCAAAUCUCCUACUAUGCUAUGUUCUAUCCGUUAAUAGCGAAGAUGCGUGUCCGUAGAAGACAAAAAUCACCGCCAACCACCGAAUCCCUUCCCCCUUCCCCUCCCUCGCCCUCCUCGUCCACGCCCUCCAC